AUGCAUAACUUAUCUUCCACAUUGUACCCUGAAAAAGAGCAAGAGAGUGGCAGCAUCAACGCUAAAGAAUUCACUGAAGUGACAAUCCAUUCACCUUCGUGUUCCAUUUACCAUCCUCCUCAAAACCUUAGUAAACGUCACCACUUGGCAAUACCUGAUCAAAGCGAAAUGCAUCCUAACCACGAUCAAGAGGAAGAGUCUUCUUGUAAACAUCACGACGACUUGGAGGAGAAAGAAAUGCGUGUUUCUGCCAUGGAACUUCUUUAUGAAUCAAAAGUUGGUAGAGUGUUUGUAAAAGGAGCUCGCUUUGGUAUGCGUUUCUGUGGUGUUUUGUUGGUGAUAACUGCUCUCGCUCUGUUGACCUUGAACUUUGGUUUUUACUUUGCUGUAAUAUUGCCAAUGAUGAAUACACAGUGGUGGACAUAUUGCUUUCAUCUUGUAUUUGGAGUUUACAUGACCAUCUCUGUAUUCUUUAACUACAUUCAAUGCAUUCGAAUCAAUCCAGGAACAACUCCCAAAGAAUGGAUUCAUUCAUUGGGUGUUGGUGAUUUAGAGUCAUUCAAAAAAAGUCCAAAAACUAUUCCUGGAAAAACAUGGAGUAAAUGGUGUGGACGAUGUCAACAACCAAAACCAAUGAGAGCUCAUCAUUGUCAUAUAUGUGACACAUGUGUAUUGAAGAUGGAUCAUCAUUGUCCUUGGUUGAAUAAUUGUGUUGGACUUCAAAAUCACAAGUACUUCCUGAGUUUUUCUGUAUUCUUGGCUGUAGCAUCAAUUUACCAGUUCUUCAUGAUUGGUUUUGGCUUGGUUGGAGUGUACACUCCAGAUCCUCUUUUGUUUGAAAUGUGGGAUUGGUGGGCGUUGAUAGAAAUGAUUCUUUCUGGCUUGGUGGGAAUAACCAUGUUCAUAUUCUCUUCUUGGCACAUAUACCUUGUGUUAACAAAUCAAACCUCAAUUGAGCUUCAAUUUAAUAAGGAUAAAGCAGAUGGAGACAAUCCAUUUGAUGUGGGUAUUCUCCAAAACAUACAGCAGGUAUUUGGUCUAUUAAGCCCACAGCCUUCAGUUCUGUGUUGGAUAAGGUUACUUCUUCUUCCUAAUGCUCAAAAAUCUCAUCUCGAUGGAGUGAUCUAUCCAACGAAUCAGCGAGAAAAUGUGUAA
Molecule: messenger RNA, 1155 nt
Organism: Naegleria fowleri
Lineage: Eukaryota; Heterolobosea; Eutetramitea; Acrasida; Naegleriidae
Exons: 2
Coding region: 1-1155 (384 amino acids)
Molecular function (GO): palmitoyltransferase activity
Source: RefSeq, a predicted model, not a curated record